Molecule: messenger RNA, 811 nt
Organism: Strongylocentrotus purpuratus (purple sea urchin)
Lineage: Eukaryota; Metazoa; Echinodermata; Echinoidea; Camarodonta; Strongylocentrotidae
Exons: 4
Coding region: 182-811 (209 amino acids)
Source: RefSeq, a predicted model, not a curated record
GGCAUGUGCCAGUAGUCCAUGUUUAAACCGCGCUACCUGCACUGACUUAUUGAACACGUACACUUGCACCUGUGCACCGGGCCACACAGGAACCGUUUGUGAGAUUGUUACAGAGCUAGAGCCGAUUCAAGUACUAUCUUCAGCGACAAGUCUUACGAUAAAUGCGUUUGAACGUGUCGAGAUGAUGUGUAGCUUUGAGAAUGCAAUUCGGUUUGAAUGGCAGAAGGAUAACGUAACGAUCCCUGGAACUGAAAACCAGCGUGUAUACACCAUCGCAUCUAUGACCCCUGCAUACAUCGGAUACUACCGCUGUCAAGGAGAAGGCAGGAAUCAGAAUGGUGCUAGUACCGUGGUUUUUACUGAUCAGGCUGCCGUUUACAUCACAGAGUUAUCUAACAUAAUAAUCGAGAAUGCCUGGUUUAAUAUCAACGUCAAUUCGUCCGGGGAUUUGUCCGACAUAACAUCUCAAUAUUACCAGGAUGCUGCGGAAAUGGUCACAAAUUACGUUCAGAAGGGCAUGGUGGAGAAGGGCAAUUUUGAGGAAAAGUCUUUGUACGUGGUACCCUCCAACCUUCGCGAGGGAAGCAUCAUUGCUAACCUGAAUAUGUACGUCGUAGACAAUGAGACGUCUUCUGUCCAGAUUCAACAAAGUGUCGAAGAAUCCUUCUUCGCCUUGUCGUCCCGGCCAGACGGAAUACUUGAUGCAUCGAGCGUCACGGUCACCAGCACCUCGCGUAGCAACGUAAACUCCGACGAUUCGACCAAUGACCAAGACAGUCGUCACCAGUGGUAUGCCUUAGCUAAGGUGUAG